Gallus gallus (chicken) is the source of this 5604-nucleotide messenger RNA. RefSeq names its product damage specific DNA binding protein 2 (gene DDB2). Lineage: Eukaryota; Metazoa; Chordata; Aves; Galliformes; Phasianidae. The record is from RefSeq and is a predicted model, not a curated record. The transcript has 14 exons. Gene Ontology annotation, biological process: DNA repair; response to UV. Gene Ontology annotation, molecular function: protein binding; damaged DNA binding. Gene Ontology annotation, cellular component: nucleus; Cul4-RING E3 ubiquitin ligase complex. The coding region runs from base 2512 to 4644 and encodes 710 amino acids.
GGGGGCGCCCUGCGGUGCCCUCAGGCGCGGCGCGCGGUUCUGCGGCCUCCGCAGAGCUUCCGGAGCAGCCCGCUCUGUGCGGCCGCCGCCUGAGGGAGCUCGGGGUUGUGCGGGCGUCCCCGCGGUGAGGCCGCAGCCGGGGAGUGAUUUAGUGAGCUGGAGGCGCGGCCUGCCCCUCAGAGCGGCGUGGGGAGGUGAUGCAGGUAGGGAAGGUCCCGCUUCAGGCCGAAGUUACAGAGCAGCACGUCGUUGCAUUACAGUACAAGAGAGUAGCAGAAGAGGUGUCUGUUCAGCUCCAAUACCAGCCCUGAGCCUUCAGUGCCUUGGCAGGCAGUCUGCAUGCUGGGGACAGAGUUCCAGUACUGUUUGAUGCUCUUUGGAACAAUGCCACUGGAAAAGCAGAUCCAUUACAACCUGUGGUGUGCAAUGUCUGGCUUUGGAGCUGGGGUAUACAGCGCAGACGAUGUGUCAGUGAUAGGAGAAGUCUUCCUGCAUGUGGCAGCAGGACUCCAUGGAUGCUAAACAGCGCUCCUCAGCUACAUCUUCCUUGCUACCUUCCACAGCAGUGGCAGGGUUGAGCUGCUGUGCGGCUUUAUCCUCAAGCAAUACAACAGCAACACCCAGGUGUCAGCAUCUCCACAAUGUCAGAUGCCACUGCCCUAACAAAGGCACUGCCACCGUGAGUGACAGUUGAUUUCAUCUCAAUGGAGCCCAUGUUCCUGCAUCCAAACACUCAUGUUGGAGUUCAUGUACUUCUUUGAUCCUCGCUACUUCUCACCUUUGUCCACAGCAUGCUUCAGGCUCUGGAACCUUUCAGGGUUUUUUCUUUUCUUUUUUUUGGGGGGGAACUUCUGAUCUUACCACGAAGGAGCACAAGUUUCAAGCUUGUUCUCAUAUAAUCCACAACAACCCAGAAUGACUAAAUGCAUCAGUCACUGUCCUGGGAAGAAGUCAGUCUAGGCCCUCAAGACUUUCAGGCUCCUAUGACCUGGUUAUGCACACAGUUUGCCAAGGACCUGCAGCAUUCCAGCCCAGCCCAGCCCCAUGCGACCCUUAUUCACUUGCUGAAGUCCGACAGUGGAGCUCCAGGCAGCAGUUGUGCCUGGCUGACACAGUGACAUUACCACUUCUCACAGCCUGAGAAGUGAGACAGUACUUGCUGUCUCAUGCAAGCAAGCCAUAGAAGCUGAAACACUUAAGGAAAAAAACAAAGAAACCAGAAAGAGCCAAUAAAGCAACCCAAUACAGUGGGCACAGCUAGGGAAGGCAGGAAACAAGGAGUCCAGCUCACAGCCAUUCUGUUCCGAGCUACAACUGGAAGUACCAUCCAGUAAAUAUUUUAGGAGUCUUCUCACAAGGUCCUAUAAUCAACACAAAACUCUGCCAAAGAACAACAGACUGCCUUGCGGAACACAGCGUACAGCUCAUGGAAAGGUGAAUCCUGCCCAAAAAAGGAAUGCGCUCAGUUACGUAAUGCAAAGGGAGAAGCUCCAUUUUGACUCCACCCAGAAAGCAGCUCACCUGGAGCGAGGAGCAGCCGGACCCUGUCAUUUUAGCCCACACACCGCUGAGGUGCAUUCUGCUCCCAUUACGCACCAAGAAACAUUUCAGUUGUCGUAGGGCUCAGUGACUUCUUGGUGACAUCUGAAUUCCAGGGUGGAGUGGGAGGCUCUGCUGGGACUUUGCAUCGCAAUCAAUUACCACAGUAUCAGAAAUUCCUUCGUGCAAAUUAGAUUGGCGGUGAAGCUGAAAGGGAGAGGCUCACGUCUUACUGCUCAAAGCUGGGAGCGCCCACUGGGCACGGAGCUCACAGCGUGGACGAAGAGGCCACAGCGCGUGCCUGGAGGUGGUCAGCCAACCUCCUCCUCACCCCCCCGCCCGGGGAAGACGCAGAGCUUUUAGCACUGUGGCAAGCUAAGAACACAUAGUUGGCACAGAAACUUGUGAAACUGGUUAAUGUAUUUGGGCCGCACUAACUUCAUUUAUUGAUGGUCCUGUGGAGAUAGCAGAUCCCUCCUCCUGCGAGCAACAACAAAUCACAGUCCGAGCGCCGGCUGUUCAGGCCCACUAAUACCUCCGUGUUUAUCAGCUUUCUCCUGCCCAGGACAGGGAGGACACGGUAACCCCAGCGGUGUGCCGCAGCCCGGCACCGCCCGGCUCUGCCCGCCGUGACACCGAGACCGCUGCCUCCCGCCAGGCGGGGAGGAAGAGGAGAGCAGGGCCGGGGCUGCCCCGUUCCUCACGGCGGGCUCGCGGCAGGGGGACGGCGAGAGCCCCCCCGCGCCUGGGCCCCAGCGAGGCCCCUUCCCCCGGGGAAGCCGCUCUGCCCCUCAGCCACGGCGCUGCCAGAGCCCGCGGCUCCAGUUUCAGAGUGGGAAGCGGCCCGCGGCGGAGCCGACACAAAGGGGCCCCUGUCCCCGCCGCGGAGCGGAGGCGUCGGCUGCGGAGAGAGGCGGACGGGGAGCGGGGCAGCUCGCCGAGCCUCCAGCGGUGCGAGCCGCCGGGCACCCGAUGAAGGUCAGGUCGGCGGCCAGGCUGCACGGGACUCUGCCGGGAGCCUCCCCCAGCCGCACAGCAGUCCUCCGAGCCCCGCCGCGCCCGCAGGCAGCGCCCGCCCGGAUAGCGCUUCACGCAGCCACCUCUACUCCACAAGAAAACUUUUCCCUCGCAGCCGCCGCCGAGCCGCCAGGACCCCCGGCACUCCGCAGAGAGCCGGCCCAAAGCCGUCCCAGCGGAGAGCACCUCGCUUACCUCACCGGCAGCAGGACACAGCCCGGCGGUCAGCGCGCACCUGGGCCGAGCGGGACGGGCCCUCCCCUAUUUCAGCCGCGGGACGCGGGGGCUCCCGCUCCGCCCCCAGCAGUACCGGCAGGGCGGGCCCGGCGCUGGGGGCAGCCCGCUGGCGGCGGGGCAGCGCCGAAGACUCCCUCCGCUCCGCCCUCUCCUGAUCCAAUUAACGGGCCGUGCUCGGGCAGAUGCCGCCGUGAUGUCGAGGCCCUGUGCACACCCGUGACAGCACUGCUGGCGGCAACCAAGACGAGGAGGAUAUUUUUCUGCACCAGUUUCCUUUCCUGCAACCCAGGCCUUUGUGGUGCCCGAGGAAAGCAGUGGUCAGACAGAAUGGCUCCAGUGAACCAGCCCAAGGACAAGAAGCAUGAAAAGGCGCAUGAGCAUCGGUCAGAAGAGGCAAAAUCAGCUGGGAAAAGGAAACUGGACUAUGAAGGACUAGAGAAUGAGCCACUAGCAAAGAAAUUGUUUUUGAGGAAAACAUCCAAAGCCCAAGAGAAAAUUGGUUGGAAUAGAGGUGGGACUGUGAUGAGAAAUACCAGAGCCCUUUUCCAUCAGCCAAAGUGGCAGUGCAGCAUUGUUCAUUAUGUCUACCAGAACAUGUUGGGAGGCUCCAUCCGGGCACAGCUCAGGCAGUGUCUGCAGCUGCCCUUUCUGCGUUCUCUGACCUCAUACCGCCUUUUUCGAACAGCAAGUCCCUUUGACAGGAGGGUGACUUGCCUGGAGUGGCAUCCAACACACCCCAGUACUGUAGCUGUUGGUUCCAAAGGUGGAGACAUCAUUCUUUGGGACUAUGAAGUACUUACUAAAACUUGCUUCAUAAAAGGGAAAGGGCCAGGAGAUUCUCUUGGAGACAUCAAGUUCAGUCCUUAUGAGGCAGUGAAGCUUUAUGUGGCAUCAGGGGAUGGCACCCUAAGUCUGCAGGACCUUGAGGGCAGAGCGGUGCAGGUGAUCUCCCGUGCCCCGGACUGUGGCCAUGAGAACCAUAAUGUUUGCUGCUGGUACUGCAGUGUUGAUGUAUCUGCAAGCUGCCGUGCUGUGGUGACAGGUGAUAAUUUGGGCAACGUGGUCCUGCUCAGCACUUCUGGUGAAGAGAUUUGGAAGCUGAAAUUGCACAAGAAGAAAGUGACUCACGUGGAGUUCAACUCUCGAUGUGAGUGGUUAUUGGCCACAGCAUCCGUGGAUCAGACAGUUAAAAUCUGGGACCUCAGAAACAUUAAAGACAAAGCAAAUUUUCUUCAUGUACUUCCUCAUGACAAACCUGUCAAUGCAGCUUAUUUCAGCCCAACAGAUGGUGCCAAGCUGCUGAGCACAGACCAGCACAAUGAAAUCAGGGUUUACUCAUGUUCAGACUGGACCAAGCCUCAGCAUCUGAUCCCACACCCACAUCGGCAGUUCCAGCACCUCACACCUAUUAAGGCAACAUGGCAUCCUCGCUACGAUCUCAUUGUAGUGGGUCGCUAUCCAGACCCUAAGUUCCCAGGUUACACAGUGAAUGAGCUGCGAACUGUUGAUAUAUUUGAUGGAAACACCGGGGAGAUGGUUUGUCAGCUCUAUGAUCCGAACGCAUCUGGUAUAAUCUCGCUGAAUAAAUUUAACCCUAUGGGAGACACACUAGCCUCUGGCAUGGGCUUUAAUAUUCUGAUCUGGAGCCGGGAGGAGAUGGUGAUGAAGAAGCAAGAACAUCUUCUGAAAGCCAUGACAGAGCAGGGGAUUGGGAGUCGGAGUUUGUCCAGAUGUGGAGGGCAGAGGCAGGCAAACCCUGGGACAAGCAAACUCAAAGCUAAGUUAUUGUCUUGGGAAGUGGAAGAGAUGGGAACAAAAACCAAAGAUUCUAAAUCACAGGGAAGGAAGUGAAAAGGGAAGGAUUGAGAUAACUGAUUUAGUAUUGUGAUCUUUUUUUGAUCACAGAAGACAAAUUCAGUGCUGGCAGUGGGCAGAAUAAGCACUGCAGGGCAUUAGCCUUCUACUUUGUCCUUCCUUCCUAGAUCUGAUCUUGCUUCCGUGAUUCUCUUUGCUUCUCCUAGAGAGUUGCCAGUGGAGUUACCACUUAAUUUCUGAGGCACUUCAGAGUUUCUAAGGAAACUUCAGAGAUGUUUUCAGAUCCUGCUGAAGUUACUGCUUCCAGCCUGCUUGUUAUCAUAACUGUGUUAACAGGAUAUCGUCUCCUGUAGUUUGCUGUGGAGCAGCUCAUGAUGAGGUUUCCAGACUGUUCUAGUCAAUUUGAGCUGAGGAAACCUUUGUUAACAAGAUUCAUGUCUUGAAAGGUAGAAUGUUCACAGGGGUGAGGUGAUGGAUAGCUUGAGUGAGUCAAGGAAACACCAACCUUUCCCAUCUGCAAGCUUCUUGCAGUGUGUGCAUCUGUCAAAACCUCAGGCUUAGCCUAUUCUGCACCUGCAGCUUUUUAACUAGACCAUGAAAAACAUGAUGAUACCACACCUCUUUAUCUGCUCUGUGGGAAGCGUAGGCAAUGUAGAGCUAAGAACCUACUGAUUCUUUGUCUUCAGAACUCGAGGCAUUUUUUGCUACCAGUUAGGUAUUUUUUUUUUCACCCAUGCCAGCAUGCCUCGGAAUAUAUUGGGUGUGUUGUUAAGCAGAAAUGAGGGAUUUCUUUCAGAUCCCCCUUUUCAGAGUCAAAUCUCACAACUGCUGUUAAACUGAGAAAUUCUGCUUUUUCUGCUUUGUUUAUAAAGCUGUCUGGGGGCCUUGCUCCAGAGGCUGAUAGAUGGGCCAGGCUCCAGACCUGCUCAGAUUCUGUGUGUUCACUUUAUAGUUUUGCAGCAUUGAUAUAAAUAAAAGUUUUGUACUAAACUGAAA